Messenger RNA from Aspergillus japonicus CBS 114.51, 992 nucleotides. RefSeq lists its product as uncharacterized. The record is from RefSeq and is a predicted model, not a curated record. The transcript has a single exon. Bases 359 to 961 code for a protein of 200 amino acids. NCBI's taxonomy places the organism in Eukaryota, Fungi, Ascomycota, Eurotiomycetes, Eurotiales, Aspergillaceae.
CUGUCGUACUGCCUGACCGUCAUCUCCGCUUCUGCUUUUCUUCUUCUUCUUCUUCUUCUUCUUCUUCUUCUUCUUCUUCUUCUUCUUCUUCCUCCUUCUUAUCGCUCAAAAUCAGACCCUCCAACAGUCCAACUCAAACACUCACCUCUACCUUUGUCGCCCGGUGGAACCCACGAGACUAUGACCCCUCCACGUCCAUAACGAGUACAGUACAACCAUCCAUCGCAUACUCCACUCCACUAUUUACUCCGUCCGCACCGCACCGCAACCACCACCACCACCACCACCACCACCACUACAACCACCAUAAACAACCCCCAAACCUCACCACCAACCUCACCACCACACCCCCCAAAAAAUGCCACCCACCCACCUUCCCCCCCGAAUACCUCACCAACCCAUCACCACCACCAUCCAAAAAACCCACCCCCGUACCGCGCCCCGCGAAUUCACCACCCUCCCCUCCACCUACAACUACACCCCGCACCUGGCACCGGGCACAAUCGUCGGCAUCGUGCUAGGCAGCGUCCUCGGCUUCCUCCUCCUCCUCUACCUCCUCUACCUGGCCCUCACCUCCGGCCGGAAAUUCGCCCCCUCAACCACCCACGGCGGGGACGGGACCGGCACGAUCCUCACCGGCAGCAGCACGACGACGUCCUCGCCGUCGUCGCACUCGGAGAUCAUCGAGGAAGGGUACCACCUCCCGCCGCCGGGGCAUGGGCGGCUCCACGCGCCGCACUCCAAACAUCAUCAGCGGAAUCGUCCACCCCCGCUUGCUCCCGAGAUGGUCGAGGCGAGUGUGGUGUCCAGUGAGCGGUCGGAUGUGGUCACGGUCAUGGAGGAGCAUUCAAGCGUCGAGGGCCAGGGGCGAAAGCCCCGGAGGCCGGGGAAGGGCGGGUAUCGGGCGGUGGAUUUGGAUGCGGUGGAGGGGUUGUCGGUUGAUGGGAGUUUGAGGUCGUAGGGUUGGGAUUGGGGGUUGGGUCUGGGAUGGA